AUGGACAGCUCACCCCCGUCCGAGGGUCGCGGCGCGACCGACGAGAAACAGAAAUCCACCGCUCAAAGUCGGGUGCGCCGACGAAAUCGCAUGAUCACGUCGUGUCUUGAAUGUCGCCGAAGAAAACUCAAGUGUGAUAAGCUGCAUCCAUGUACUAAUUGCAGCAAGUUCUCGCGCGAUUGUCUCUUCCUAGCCCCGGCUCUGGAUUCGGUCUCGCAACAGCGCCUCAAUGAGAUCAAGGAAAAGAUGGGAUCUCUAGAACGAGUGCUCGAGCAGGACGUAGCACGCAAGGAAGGAAGGACCGCCACAGCCUCGCCUCAAAGAUCCAUGCGCAGAACCUCAGCCGAUCUUCCUGGAGGCGAGGACAGCAGCUCUGACAAUGAAGCUGCCGUCCCCGAAGACGAAAAGGGGCUUGAACCGACACCUUUGGCAGUCAUCGAUGCUUCUUACGAGGACGAUGCAAAUGAUGAUGUCCUAGACCUGGGGAUCAGAAUAGGGAAAAUGCGGUUAACGGAGCGCCUGGGCGGCUUCUUCCGACCUAGACUCCAUGAAGAGAUGGACAUUACACUCUCAGAGCCCACCAAUGAUCGUCGCACACCCGACGAGAAGCGCUCAGCCAUGCCUCAACUCCCGGAUCACAACAGUGACUUCCUAGCCCCUGGACCUUCUUACAUUGCCCCGGGAUCUGGGUUUUUGUUUGGAGAUGUCGGCAGUAAGAGAUCCCUCAUCAAUUUCUUGCCGGCAAAAGCCGCGGCCGAUAUUUUGGUGCGCAACUAUUUUGAGAACGUUCACUUCAUUGCUCGUGUAGUCCACUGGCCAAGCUUCCAGCUGCAUUAUGACAAUUUCUGGACUGCGGUCCUUGCUGGCCUCGAACCUCCAGCGUGGCAACAAUCCAUCGUCCUCUCGGUCCUGUUCUCGGCCGUGGCAAGCAUGCCAGAGUCAGAGGUCACGGCUAUUUUCGCCAGGCCCAAGAGCACUAUACUCGGUAAUUUUCAGACGGGCACUGAGGUGGCCCUGAGUAAAGCACAAAUCCUGAGGGCGACAAAAAUCGAAACAUUACAGGCUCUCGUGGUCUACCUGAUCCCCAUGUGCCGAGACCAGCUCUCCCGCGCUCACUCGGUGAUAGUUGGCAUGGCGGUUCGGCUUGCUGAAUGCAUGGGACUACACCGCGAUCCGGAGACUGUCUACGGCCUGUCCCCGGUGGAGUGUCAUGUUCGCCGCAUUGUAUGGUUUCAACUUUGCUUCCUGGAUUUCCGCACGUGCGAGUCCCAAGGCCCGCGGCCGGGCGUUACGCGAGAGGCUUAUGACACGAAACUUCCCCUCAACAUCAAUGAUGCCGAUCUCCUCUUAGCGAAGCCUCAGGAGGUGAAGGACAAGUGGACAGAUAUGACCAUGUCACGGAUACACUUUGAAUGCACAGAAAUGCAACGAGUCAUAUGGUACGAUCGCAUACGCAUCGAGAAGAAAAGGGCGUCAUUGACCCAUGUCCUGAGCAAAGUGGAAUCUUUCCGCAAGGCUAUGGAGGCCAAAUACAACCCGAUCUUGAACACUGAAGUGCCCAUACAAAAAUACGCUCAAUUGCUGAUGAACCUCAUGGUCCAGCGCAUGUAUGUCAUGAUAUUGCAUCGGUAUUUGAACAAUACAAGCAACAAAGUGCCUGAGAGGCUCGCGAAUCUUACCAUUCAAAGCGGUCUGCUCGCCAUGGAGAAUGCGGUUGCAAUGGAACGAAUCCCAGAACUCAGGAAAUGGAAGUGGUAUAACGGGGCCUAUCAGCAAUGGCACAUCGCCUUUUUGCUGUUGUCAGUCAUAUAUCAACAGCCGACACUUCGGGACGCUGAACGAAUAUGGAACGUGAUUGACUUUGUUUUCGAGCCAGAGCUCUCUCUGUCACGCACUCAACGAGCCAGGGCAAUUAUUGCAGCAGUCCGGGAUCGAACGGCUGUGUAUCGAGACCUACGCAGGAUACGGAUUCCCGUUAGUAUGAAGGACGGCCUGGACAAACACCGUAAGAGCUCCGAACCAUCGAUGAAGGACAAGGGCCAAGUCGACACAUCCAACUCGUUGCACCCCUCAGCGGUCACAUCCACGCCACUACAGAAUGUGGGUGGAGGAGACCCGAGGUUUUCGGCCGACCAGUCAUGGAGUUUUGAUACACCGGCAACGAUGUAUGUUGACGCGAAAUACCUGCCACCUGCAGAUAUUGGCCAUCUCACGCAGUUCGUAUCUUCACAGUUUUCACCACCGGCUUCUGCAAGACAACAGUCGCCGCUGCUAUCACAAUCACAAUCAAAGUCACAACCACAGCCGCAACAAACACCACCCCGGACCGACGCAAAUCAAGCUUCGCCAGGUCAGCAGAUUGACUUUAACAGCCCUAGCGACUCCGGCACAAAUGAUUCUUGGCCGCCACUGAUCACGACAGAUCAAGUCAGCUGGCGAACAGUCUUGGGACCAGGUCCACAGACUUCGCCGCCUCCUCAAGCCAUCCAGUCACUCCCUGGAGUCGUCCCCAGGCAGCCUUCAUCCGGAGGUGGCAGUCCCUUUGGGAUCAAUUCGGGCUUCCCAAGCGAUCAGAUCAACAUCCCGCAAUUUCAGAACAGCAACCGGAAUGAUUCUGUCAUGCUAGACAUUGACUGGGCCGAAUGGGAUCAACUCUUCCCGCCGGAUAGCAAUCCUGGCGUUCUUGGGCCGUCCCAUCACUUUGGUAUGGGAAUGCACUCGUAGACGUGGAUCGGGGCGAAGGGUCUCCGGCACUUAGUUUGUUUAUAUGCGUGUAUGCGUGCACAUAUACACCGACCAGGAAAAAGGUAUGGUCGUAUCUAUCCUCAAAGAGGAACAUUGUCCCGGCUGCUGGUUGGCUGAGUGAGAUAUGGGCACUGGAUGAAUAAGCAUCCGCUAGCUCCAGACAAGCUUUUAGGGCGCAUGAUGUCACUGGCCCACGCCCGGAAUUCCCGGCUA
Messenger RNA from Cladophialophora immunda, 2958 nucleotides. RefSeq lists its product as uncharacterized. NCBI's taxonomy places the organism in Eukaryota, Fungi, Ascomycota, Eurotiomycetes, Chaetothyriales, Herpotrichiellaceae. Bases 1 to 2724 code for a protein of 907 amino acids. Gene Ontology annotation, biological process: DNA-templated transcription; regulation of DNA-templated transcription. The record is from RefSeq and is a predicted model, not a curated record. Gene Ontology annotation, molecular function: DNA binding; zinc ion binding; DNA-binding transcription factor activity, RNA polymerase II-specific. The transcript has 4 exons.